AUGUCGCGUGUGAAUAUAUAUCUAUGUUGCGAUACCUAUGAUCCAUCAACAUUCCAACCUGAUAUUCGCCGUCCAUGUAUUGAAGGUGUUCAGGAGAAAUGCUUGGCUCUCUUCAAACAUGGAGGAUCAAUGUUCUCGCAAAACAACAAGGACAAUUUUGAAGAUUCAGUUUCCAGCUAUGGAAAGAAAUCUUAUCUAAGAACGUUGCAACUUAUCAAAGAAAAAUCAUCAUCUACCACGAUAUCUCACGGAAACAUUGAUUUUGACACUGAACACACGACGAUUCUGCAAUAUUUGAAAUCUCAAGGAUUCAAUGCUGGAAGAAUGCCACCGAAUCCAGUUGUUACGGAUGACAUGAUAAUGGAAAACUAG
This is a messenger RNA of Caenorhabditis briggsae, 372 nucleotides long. The record is from RefSeq and is a predicted model, not a curated record. Lineage: Eukaryota; Metazoa; Nematoda; Chromadorea; Rhabditida; Rhabditidae. The transcript has 3 exons. The coding region runs from base 1 to 372 and encodes 123 amino acids.